Cynocephalus volans (Philippine flying lemur) is the source of this 2203-nucleotide messenger RNA. It is a transcript of the gene ABHD14A, whose product is annotated as abhydrolase domain containing 14A. The coding region runs from base 1200 to 2030 and encodes 276 amino acids. NCBI's taxonomy places the organism in Eukaryota, Metazoa, Chordata, Mammalia, Dermoptera, Cynocephalidae. Gene Ontology annotation, cellular component: cytoplasm. The transcript has 5 exons. The record is from RefSeq and is a predicted model, not a curated record.
GGAAGAGAAGGUCGGGAGCGCAGGGAGGGUACCUGGGGAGCUGCGUGGACUUGCGCAGACUGGAGGCAGGCGAUGGCUGGCGGUGGAUGGGGCCCGGGGACGGAAGCAGGGAAGAGGCCGGGCCGGGGGCGGGGGCCGAGCUGUGUGCUCCGGGGCGCUCUCUGGUGGCCACAAGUUGCGGUAGGAUCUGCUGGCGCUGCUAAACCCUCUCCAUCAUUUUCCCCAAGUCCUUCAGACCCACGUGCUCCAAGCGCAGGGCUGAGCGCCAUCCCGAAACCCUCAGCGACUUGCCUCACAUGGACAUCACAGGGAAUCAGGAAGAAGGUUCCUUCGUUAUCGCAUCCCCCCUGCUCCUUUCCUUCCCCUCCUCUCCCCAUUCCCCUUAUCCUCAGUCAGGACUGCCAGGGCCCGGGUUGCGCGCCUGGUACCGGAUAUGCGCCUGGCCCGGAGCUAAGACCCGACAGGUUUGAGUGAGAGGCUCCACCAAUGUCCAGUCAGGUUGCCUUGAUCGUUUUUCCAACGCCUCCGAGACUGUUUGCCCACCUGCAGAGUGGGCGCGGAUGUUGCCAUCCUCUACAGGGGACCAACACGGAGUGAACCCCACGCUCCGCACAGCCAGCCUGUGCCGAGCCUGGCCGCCCCGCGGAGACCUAAGCCUGGAACAAACCCGACGUUGGUCACACAUCGCCAACCAGGAUAGGUGCCAUGAGUAGAAGUGAAGGGGCCUGGAGGUCACCCCAGGCUCUGACCGUGUGUGUAUAGGAGGAGUAAGGCAAGUGGUUGUGCCGAGACCAGGAGCUGCUGCGUAACAACGACAUCUGGCAUUUACAUAAGGAGGCCUCUGCGCCAGGUACUGUUCUGAGGCUUGACGGGUCCCUAAGUCCUUAUGACAACCCUGUGCGUGCGGUGCGUCUUAUCCUUAACGCCGUUGUACAGACGAGAACUGAGCGAGAGUGAAGAUGUUCUGGUGGAAGGAAGCCUGGUGGCUCUCCGCCUGCUCUCAGGCCGGAAACAUCCGGAAAAUCUGGACGUGGGGCGGAUCUCCGUACUCUGGAGGGCCGCCCCCAGCCCCCCUCCGCUCGGGCUAGUUGGUAACUAGGCACCAAGCCUGCGGCUGCGGACUGCGCAGGCGCGCCUCCGUGGCCGCUCGGGUAGUCGCCCAGGGUCGGAGCAGUCAGCAGAGCUGCCGAGGCAGCGCCAUGGUCCGGGCGCUGUUUGGCUGCUGGUUCCGCGUGGGCGGAGCCCGCCCCGGGGUGACCAGCCCCGUCAUCCCGGUCGGCCCGACUGUGAUACAGACCUCCCUGAGCUGGUCCCAGGUAGCCUUGCUGGGCCUGGGCCUGCUGCUCAUGCUACUACUGUAUGUGCGGCUGCCAAGUCCCCCUGAGCAGACUUCCUGGCUCUUGGGAGGCUCCAAUGUCACAGUCCUGGCUGGUCUCACCCCUGGCAACUCCCCCAUCUUUUACCGUGAGGUGCUCCCGCUCCACCAGGCACGCAGGGUGGAGGUGGUGCUGCUCCAUGGAAAGGCCUUUAACUCCCACACAUGGGAGCAGCUGGGCACACUGCAGCUGCUGUCACAGAGGGGCUACCGGGCCAUAGCCCUUGACCUUCCAGGUUUUGGGAACUCAGCACCUUCGAAGGAGGCAAGCACAGAGGCAGGGCGGGCGGAACUGCUGGAACGAGUGCUGCAGGACCUGGAGGUGCAGAAUGCUGUUUUGGUGAGCCCCUCGCUGAGUGGCCACUAUUCCCUGCCCUUCCUGAUGCGAGGCCACCACCAGCUACAUGGAUUUGUGCCCAUCGCACCCACCUCCACCCAGAACUACACACAGGAGCAAUUCUGGGCCGUGAAGACCCCAACCCUCAUCCUGUAUGGGGAGCUGGACCGCAUCCUGGCUCAACAGUCACUACAGCAGCUCCGCCACCUGCCCAACCACUCUGUGGUGAAGCUACAUAAUGCAGGCCAUGCCUGCUACCUCCACAAGCCACGAGACUUCCACCUCAGUCUCCUUGCAUUCCUUGAUCAUCUGCCUUGAACCAACACACUACCUUGGCCCCAAGCCUGGCCUGAGCUUGGAGGGUCUGGACACUGCCCUCCCUCCACCAAGGAGACAGCCCCUGGGAAUGGAGGGCAGAGGUCAGAGGGCCAGGCCCAGCCAGGACCUCUCAUUUCAUCUCACAGGCACAAUAAAAAAGCAUUUCGUCUUUC